Messenger RNA from Hypanus sabinus (Atlantic stingray), 8366 nucleotides. Its product is annotated as transmembrane protein 238-like. Lineage: Eukaryota; Metazoa; Chordata; Chondrichthyes; Myliobatiformes; Dasyatidae. The transcript is spliced from 2 exons. The record is from RefSeq and is a predicted model, not a curated record. The coding region runs from base 5951 to 6457 and encodes 168 amino acids.
GUAUAGUUAAAAAGGAACGUCGCCCUGCUGAGUUCUGUCCUGUCCUGUCCUCUCAGUGCAUAAACCUCACUCUCUAGUGGCUGAUCCGCAUCACUACACCCAGAUCUCGUCUGGCAAUUAGCUGGGAGUUCCCAACUUGUUUAUCAAUGAUCAGCUCACUACCUUUAACUCUUCACUUUCGAGAUCAUAACCCACUUUCACCUCACACCCUAAGCGGAACAAUCAUGAUCCUCCCCCACCAAUCCUUGACCUCUCUCCCAGUUCAGAAGUGGAAUUCCUAUAAUGGAUGGGAAAUGGUGAUUUCAAACAUGUACAAUAUGUUUUCUGGGUUCAGAAAACAAAUGUACACUUAGUGAUUGCCAGCAGCUCAGUCUUAAUUUAUUAGAUUUAAUCUUUUUCCUUAAAUUCGAGUUUUGCAGGUAGUGCUGGCGGCCUUACUAAGGGAAGCAUGUCACUUCGCAGGAAAGAGUGCAGAAAAGAUACACAAUCAAGUUACUGGAGGAUUAUAAAGAAUAACUAGGUAGUCUGGAGCUUGUUUUCCUGGAGCAUAGGAACUGAGCAGUGACCUUAUUUGGAUUUAUACAGUCAUAAGGGGCAUUGAUAAGGUGACUAGUCACAAUCUUUUUCCGGGGCAGGGAAGUCUAAAACUAGAGGGCAUAGGUUUAAGUUGAGGGGACAGAUUCCAAAAGGAUGUGAGGAGCAAUGUUUCCACAGAGAGUGUGGUACAUAUGUACAUGGGACAAGCUGUCAGGGGAAAGCUGGCAGAGGCAGGUAUAAGUGCAACAUUUAAGAGAGAUUUAGACAGGUAAAUGGAUAGGAACAAUUUAGAUAUUGGCCAAAUGUGGGGAAAUGAGACUAGCUAAAGUAGACAACUUGAUCAGUGAGUUGGGACAAAGGGCUUGUUUCCAUGUUGUAUAACUCAAAUUUUGCCUGAUCUCCUGGAUAUUUCCUGUAUUUUGUGCAUUUAUUGUGAUGUUGGUGUGAAUUUAUGAAGGUGAUUGAGAUGUUAACGAGCAAGGCAAACUCCCCUGGCCAAUCCAUGAUCCUGUGCCCAUUCCUCUGCGCUAAUUGAGACUUGGGCGAAAAUGACAGCUCCUAACAUUGGCGGUUGUCCCUCACCAAUCUGCAUUUUUUGCCUUUGUCAGUCUCCCAUUUCAAUGAACUUCAGUCCUACAUUGCUCCUGUAACCCUGCCUUUAUUUUCCUAAUAUAGUAGUUUCUAAGUUUUGACAAUCUAAAUACAAGAAGAAUAAUGAUUGGGUACAAGACAACAACUUUAAAUGAAAAUUAAAACCUAUAUAUUCAGGGUUAUUUGAUCAUAGAGCUCAAAAUGGAUCCUUCUACCCAUCAUAUCAAUGCUAACCAUCAUGUACCCCUCUAUACUCAUUCUCAUGUACCAGCACCUAGUACAAUAGCCUUCUACACUUGGAUGAUUCAAAUGCGCAUUUAAAUAUUCCUUUAAUGCUGUCAUGGUACCUGUCCUUGCUAGUACUCAAGAAGAAACUGCUUAAUCACGUGGCUCCAAUGUCUUGUAUGUCCUCUGUCAUAAUUACACUAUCCAUACCCCCCUUUUACAUUAUGCAGUAGUCUUAUUCACAAUGGUACUUAAUAGAUAUGAUUUAAUUUUUUGAUUUAAUUGACAGAGCGAACAUUAAGUUCACAUCAUAUUAUAAUGUUCCAUGUAAUCGAAAAUAAAGCUAAAAUACUUUCUGUAAUUGAAGUAUAUUUUAAGAAUUGCUAUUUGACACAUGAGGAAGACUUUGAUUGAGGGGUUUUCCUGUGGUAUUUUAGGAAAUAAAAAGUUGUAAGAUAAUAAUCUGAAUUUGAGUCUAUUCAAACAUCUAACAUACAGUGCAUGUAAUGAAAAGUAACUAGGAAUACUUAACCAGUUUGCCCUUUUGAACAUUUUGGAUGUGUAAUCCUUUAUUAAGGAGCUAAAUUUAACAGAUGAUCUGCUGGCAAAAGUUUAAGAAACACAAAAGAACACGAGUGAAAUCAAGAGGGCGAGAAGAGGAUUUGAGGUUGCUCUCGCAGACAAAAUGAAAAAGAAUCCCAAAGGAUACUGUAGCUAUAUUAAAAGCAAAAGUUUAGCAAGGGACAAAAUUCAUCCCCUUGUUGUCAUCUUUGCACAGAGCCAAAGGAGAUGGGGAAGAUCUCAAAUGAUUUUUUUUUUGCAUCUGCAUUUACUUGGGACACAGACACAGAAAUUAUAGAACUGCAGCAAAACAAUCAUAAGGUCAUGGACCCUAUCCUGAUUAUGGGAGAGAAGGUUCUCACUGUUGUGUGAUGAAUUAAAGUGGAUAAAUGCCCAGGAACUGACAAGGUGUCCUCUUGGAUCUUGUGGGAGGCCAGUGCAGAAAUGGCAGACAUAUUUAAAAUGUCCUUAGCCACAGGUGAGGUGCUGAAGAACUGGAGGAUAGCUAGAGCUGUUCUGUUGUUCAAGAAAGGUUCUAAGAAUAAGUUGUCACAGGACAAUGAGCUUGACAUCAGUCAUGGGUAAAUUAUUUGAAGAUAUUCUAAGAGACAGGCUACAUAUGUAUUUGGAUAGACAGGAUCUGAUUAGGGAUUUAUGCUUGAUUGAUCAUGUCUAAUCUUGAGGAGGUGAUCAAGAAGAUUGAGAAAGGGAAGGCAAGGGAUAUUGUUGACCUAGAUUUUAGCAAGCUUCUUUGACAAAACCCUGUAUGGGGGACUAAUUCUGAAGGUUAUGUCACUUGGCAUUCAGGAUGAGAUGGCCAGUGGGAUCCAACACUGACUUAGUGGGAGAAGCCUGAGAGUGGUAUGAGAGGACUGUCUUUCUGACUGGAGGUCUGUGAGUAGUGGUGUGCUGGUGGGAUUGCUGCUGGGUGUGAAGUUGUUUGUCAUCUCUAUUAAUGAUUUAGAAGAUAAUAGGCAAACCGGAUCAGUAAAUUUGCAGUCAAUGCCAAUACUGGGGGCAUAGUAGACAGUGAGGAAAGCUAUCAAGCUUUGCUGUGUGAUUUGGGUCAGUUGAAAAAUGGGCUGAAAAAUGGCAAAUGGAAUUUCAUGCAAAAAAGUAUGCAGUGCUGCACUUUUGGAGGACAACCAGCAUAGAACUUAGUGAAUGAUAAGGCUCAGAAAUAUGCUGUAGGAUGAGGCGACUUGAGAAUACAAACCCUUAAUUCCUUUAAAGUAGUAUCACAGGUAGAUAGGGUCAUAAAGAGAGCUUCUGGCACAUUGGCCUUCAUUAAUCAGAGCAUUGAGUACAGAAAUUAGGAUAUGUUGAUGUUCUACAAGAUGUUGGUGAGGCUGAAGUUAGAGUAUGCAGAAUUUGUGUAUAGUUCUGCCAUCUGCUCACAGGAAAAAUAUCAACAGGCUUGAAGGAGUACAGAGAAAAUUUACAAGGUUGUUCUCCCAGAACUUGAGAACUGAGUUAUCAUCAAAGGUUCAGUAGGUUAGGACUUUAUUCCAUGUAGUGCAGGAGAAUGAGAGGAAGUCACUUACAGGUAUACAAAAUUAUGUGUGGUAUAGAUUGGGGGAAUUAAUGCAGGCUUUCCCUCUAGACUGGAUGCUACUACAACUAGAGAUCAAAGGUUUAGGGUGAAAGGUGAAAUAUUUCAGAGGAAUCUAAGGAAAAACAUCUUCACUCAGAGGAUGGUGUGAGGGUGGAACAAACUGCCAGCGGAAUUGGCAGAUGCGGGUUCAAUUGUAACAUUUAAGAGAAAUUUGGAUAGCUACAUGGACAGGAGGGACUUGGAGACAUACAGUCCUGGUGAAGGUAGAUGGGAUGAAGGUCAGUGUCUGAAGGGCCUGAUCUAUUCUGUUUCUGUGCUGCAGUACUCUAUGCUCUAAUCCUUUCUGGGAGCAGACCCAAAAAUUUCUGAUGCUUAGCAUUAAAAUCUCUUUUGCAAAUAGUUCACUUGUUACUUUUACAUGGAGAACACAGUGAGAGUUGAUGCUUUACCAAAAAGAGGUCACAAUGUUAAACCAUAAUCCACAAAUAAAGAAGGUUCAUUUGCCAACUGUUCAAUUUUACCAUAAAGCACCGAAUUUGGCCGCAAUUCCAAUAAGGGUAUGUGAAACCUUUCCUUAAUGGCCACAAUACCUUUAAUGUUAGUCAAAAGAUGUUACACUACAAAAUAAAAGAAAUAUGAUUAUAAUGCUGAUAGUUAGUGAGUUCAUCCACAUCAUAGUUAAUAUUUCAAUAUUUAAUUCCUAUUGUUUUAAUAGAUAUCCAUAGAUCAGCAGAGCCCCAGUGGCUAAAAAGCAGACUCCUGUUGAGUAUAGGGCAAGUGGGGCUAUUCUGUGAAAUUAUUGCUCAUGCAUCCUUUCAAAUGGCAAUUUUUAAUGUUGAGAAGUAAUUUUUCUUGUCUAAGUCUGAGAAAUGAUCCACAGUGUGAGAAAUGGCCCUCCUCAAAGAGCCUACAGUCUUUGAAGGUUCAUUCAGUUGGCAUCAAGUGCAAACUUGAGGUAACCUGGUAACUGGAGUCACAAAUGUGAUUUAUUUGUUCUUUGCACUGCAAUGCAAAUUUCAAUGAGUAACACACACAAAUUGCUGGAGGAACUCAGCAGGACAGGCAGCAUCUAUGGAAGAGAGUAAACGUUUUGGGCUGAAACCCUUGAUUAGGACUCCGCCUGAAAUGUUAACCGUUUACUCUUUUCUAUAGAUACCACCUGGCCAGCUGAGUUCCACCAGCAUUUUGCGUGUGUUGCUUUGGAUUUCCAGCAUCUACAGAUUUUCUCAUGUUUGUGAUAACUGGAAUCCGGGCUGGGGUUGCUUCUUAGUGUGAAAGUUCCAUUGUGAACGCGCAAUAUUAAUUUAAAAAUAAAACAAAGCAGCCCACCAUCUGCAGCCUGUCAGCUUUGAUAUCACACCUACCUUUUAUGAUUUGCACAGAGAACUUACAGGACACAUCUUACAUCAUUUGAGAACAGCAAGGAGUUUCAAUCUUACGGAAAAUAUCCUCUAUAAUGGGGAUGACAAUGAAGCAGGCAAGGCCUGUUGUUUUAUUGCUCUUCACCCAGAGGGGAAAAUGCCUUUUUUUUUAAUCGCAGGUGAGAUUGCUCUGAUAUGGAGAGGGGAAAAUGCUGCCCAGGUUUUCUGUGUUUUGGAUGUGGACUUGGACUGUGGACUUUUUUUUUAGUCUUACGGAUUUUUUUGUAAUCUGUGUUUUUACGCCUGAUUUUCCCAUUUUUUUGCCUGUGGGGGUAUUUUUGGGAUUGUUGUGCCUGUUUUGUUUGUUUUUUUUGGGGGGGUUGAUGAUUGUGCUGCCUUUCUUUUCUUUCUUGGUUUUGUGGCUUUUUGGAGAAGAAGAAUUUCAGAGCUGUGUACUUUGAUAAUAAAUGAAUCUUAGAACCUUUGUUUUAUCCAGAAACCAGUAAAUUCCUAACUUCCAUAAACGAAGGCACGCAAAUAUUUAAAUAGGUAUUAUUAAGAAUUAGAGAAUUUCCUAAAUGCGCCUUUAUUGCAAGGAUAUUAAUACGCCGGCUUGGAAAUUUAAGGAGCGUCAAACAAUUUGUUGGAAGAGCUCACUGGGUCGAGGAGCGUCUGUGGGAGGAGGGGAAUGAAGGCAUUAUUAACAUUUCGGAAAGAAAACUUGCAUUGGGAUCGACGACAAUCCUCACAUAUGCUGCUCGACAUGCAGAGUUCCUCCAGCAAACUGUCCUUCCAGAUUCCAGAUUCCAGCUUCCGCACUCUCCCGCGUCUCUUAGGAAAAAUAAAGGCUGUGGUGAGGGUGGUUUGGAAAAUGGGAAAAGAAAACACGAUUGUAAACGUUCUUGGGUCUGCGUUCCGACACUCUCUCUGCUCGAGUGGAUUCCAAGUCAACGUGCACAACUCGUACCGCAAGUGCAGCCACAGUCCCUGCUUCCUCCUCUGGGCGCACUGGCUCCGCCCGCAGGUGACGCGCCGCCAGGUGCUGCGCCCAGGUGAAUGGGCUGACUGCGACCUUUCCCCCGCCAUUACCUGUGGGAGGACGGCAGGCAGGUGAAACGCUAUGGCGUUCCUGCAGGCGGGCUUGGGUCGCUGUGUCUGCGCCUUUUGGCUGGCGAUUGCCUUUGACGCGGUAGGGUUGACCGUGCUGCUCAUCGGCGUGUUCUGUAACAUUUUCUUCUACGACUUCCUGAUCUACGCCGGUUCCAUCGUGAUCUUCAUGAGCCUGAUCUGGUGGAUCUUCUGGUACACGGGCAACAUCGAGGUGCCGCUUGAAGAGCUGGAAGACGACGUGGGUCUCAAGAAGGAGGCUAAGUUGACAGGGUUCUUCAGGAGUGUCUCCAUGAGAGUCUCGCGAAGUUUGAGGAGCAAGGGGGGCAGGAUGCCGCCCAGCAAUGUGACCAACAGGACCAGCGAGGCGGUCAGCUCGAUGGAUUCCAGGAAGAAAGCGAGUCCGGCUAAUCCCUGCGCGAUUGAUACGCCUCUGAAGACUCUCUCUGCUUCUGUCAGCUCCGAGGUGAAUGUCAGCCCGUUGGACAAAGCGACAGACACUGGAAACCUAACCAUCUGAACCGGAACCCAUUACCAGCAUGAAAAGAAGAAUUUCAGAAGUCUGAAUGUUGGCUGUCAGUUUACAUUUGUUCAAUAUUGCUAUAUAUCUUUAGGAAGGGGAUUUAGCUUUUCUGACAUUAUACACUAUAUUACUUGCUAUUGUUGCUGUUUCUUUUCUAGAGAAUGAAAACUACUGAUCAAUGAAUGUUAAUUGUAGAUCAUUUCGCUGAUCUGAAUUGACUGUUUUAAUUGGUGCUUUAAUACAUAUGGUGCAUUUAUAUGUAUUCACUUUGCGGAAUUUUGCAGGUUAAAAUAUAAUUAUCAUUUUUGCUGUUAUGUUAUUAUAAAUUAUCACAUUGUCUUGCAUGCCAUCAUGUAGGAUUUGAUGAGAGUGCCAGAAAGAAGCUUUCUCCAAAAAACUAUGGCAAGAGUAUCCUCUCUUCCAGAGUCAAUUAGCAACAGAUAUCAGUUCAAGGAGACCCCUGAGAUAUAUCAGAUGAAAAUGUAAUCAAUUUGACUCAGCAAACAAUCACAUUAAAGACUUCUCACAAGCAGCAUAUCAGGAAGCAAAAAUCACAAGGGUAUGUGGCUGCAUGCAACAGAAAUGCUCCUGUGUACAUAGUCUUUGUGGCUGAACAGGCAAAAUUUUCUUUUAUAUGAUGUUUUAUUAAAGUGCCACACAGUUUUAAGGCUGUGUAAAAAUUCCCUGCUCUGAGCAAUGGUUUAUCCAAGUAGCUGUAGAAGAAAUUAGAGGAAACAUUGAUUUAAAGUUUAUUUUAGUAUAAUAUACCAGGAACUAAAUACAGAUUAAAACACAGAAUUAUGAUUUAGAUAGAAAUGCAAACAGAAUCAGAAUCAGGUUUAUUAUCACCAGCUUGUGAUGUGAAAUUCGUUAACUUAGCAGCAGCAGUUCAAUGCAAUACAUAAUCUAGCAGAUAAAAAAUAAUAAUAAAUAAACAAGUAAAUCAAUUAUGUAUAUUGAAUAGAUUUUUAAAAAGUGCAAAAACAAAUACUGUAUAUUAAAAAAAAAGUGAGGUAGUGUCCAAGGGUUCAAUGUCCAUUUUGGAAUUAGAUGGCAGAGGGGAAUACACUACAAUUCAACUUUUCUAAACUAUGUUUAUUUUUUUUAUUUAAAGUACCUUAUAUUUUGAAAUACUUACGGUAUACGGUACAUAUGUAAAAGUAGUUGAUUAGGUUCAGAGUGUUCACUAAGUACAAAAUUUUCACCGUGCUUGGAAAGCAUAAUUGCCUUUGAAUUCAUUAAAUCCACAUCAAUGUAAGUGAUUUUUGAUUAGACAAGAGUACUGGAGCACCAGCAUCAUCCUUGGGAUUUGUACAAUAAACCAUUCACAAUUAUAUUUCAAAUCUAAUGUGUGUUGUAUGGAAUAUUGCUGAUGAAUGCUGGUGUUUUGAUAUUAUUACUACCUCAUAACCCAGGUUAUCAUAAUUUAAAGUCAUCAGAAUUUUCAUCUUGUAAUAUAUCAUAACUAUUCAUUUAUGUGUGUCUCAUAAAUAUUCUAAUGGAAAUUAAUACUUCCAUAAUCACUGCAUUGUUAAUUUAAAAGAAAUGAAGAAGCUACUAAAUUAAUUAUAAUUAGAGCUUUAGAUUACACUGCUUUAUGUUCUAUAACUUGUUAAAGAUAAAACAUUUAUUACAAUUAUGACUUCAGUUUCAUGGUUUAUCUUUAAAGUGAGAAGAAGUUGUCCCUGCUAAUAUAACUAUAGUGCUUAGAUUUCUGUUGGCUGACUGUAUGCCCUUUUCUGAGCAUUUUAUUCAUCAUUGUUAACACCUUUUGCUUUAUGCAUAUUUUAAAAUGAUAAGUUCAAAUCUUGUAGACUCUUAAAUAUACUGUAAAUACCAAAGGUAGAAUGUGUCCAUCAUUGAAAGGAAGUUACAAUUAAAAUUUCAUCUGCUAAUUUUUUUAAUA